AUGAACCUGGCCGGAUUCUCCUUUUUCUCGGGUAUAUGCACCAUGACCGCGGACUCCCUCCACUCGCCUAGCCAGGGGGCUAGUCCGGGCUCCCCCACUUUGCAGAGGGCCUCCCCGUCGGGCUGCAAAGUGGAGCCGCUGCUCAUCAAAGCGGAGCCCAGAAGCAGCCCGGCGGAGAGAGCAGCGGAGCAGCCGGUCGAGGAGCAGCCACCUGGCCCCGGCACAGGUGGUGGUGCGGGAGGCAGCGGCGGCCGUCGGAGGAAGCGCCCCGUGCAGCGCGGCAAGCCGCCGUAUUCCUACAUCGCGCUGAUCGCCAUGGCCAUAGCCAACGCGCCCGAUCGGCGGCUGACGCUGGGCGGCAUCUACAAGUUCAUCACGGAGCGCUUCCCUUUCUACCGGGAAAACCCCAAGAAGUGGCAGAACUCCAUCCGCCACAACCUGACCCUCAACGACUGCUUCGUGAAGAUCCCCCGCGAGCCGGGCCACCCGGGCAAGGGCAACUACUGGACGCUGGACCCGGCCGCCGAGGACAUGUUCGACAACGGCAGCUUCCUCCGGCGCAGGAAGCGCUUCAAGCGCACCGACCUCACCACCUACCCGGGCUACGUGCACAGCGCCAGCGCCUUCACCCCCAACCCGGGCCCCGUGGCCCGAGCGGGUCCCGGCUGCGGCGGCUCCGGAGGCGCCGCUUACCCGGGCGGCGGGGGCACCCUCUACUCCCCCGGCGGCGCCGCCGCCUACAGUGCGCAGCUGCCCGGCCUGCCGCAGUACCCCGGGGCGCCCCCGGCGCUGCCGCCGCGGAUGUUCAGCAUCGACAGCCUCAUUAGCUCCCAGCAGCAGCAGCAGCAGCAGCAGCAACAAGCAGCCGCGGCGGCGGCCCUGCAAGGCUCCCCGGUGGGGCCCGAGCUGUCUCACCACCCCUUGGGCCUCAACGGCGCUGGGGACCUGGGAAGCUGCCCCGGGAGCAACGUCGAGGCCUGUUUCCAGACGCAGCAGGUCAGCCCCGGCUUCCUGGGCCGACAGCCCCCGGCCAUGGCCUACCCGUACUCGACCUCGCCGCCCGCCCACCUGGCCUUGCCGCCCGGCGCCUAUUCGCCCCCCAGCGCGCAGCUCUACGGCGCCCCCAACAGGCUGGCCCUGCAGCCCGGACGGCCCGCCGCCUCUUCUUGCGCCGACCACGCCGAGCAGCUUUUGGGCCUGGCGGCCUCGCAGCUCAACGGGCUCGGGCAGUUCGGAGGCGCAGGCAACAACUCAUACAUGAGGCAGCCCAAUUUCCACUCCGGCCUGGAAAGGUACUUGUGA
Messenger RNA from Zootoca vivipara (common lizard), 1302 nucleotides. It is a transcript of the gene FOXE3, whose product is annotated as forkhead box E3. Gene Ontology annotation, molecular function: DNA-binding transcription factor activity, RNA polymerase II-specific; RNA polymerase II cis-regulatory region sequence-specific DNA binding. Lineage: Eukaryota; Metazoa; Chordata; Lepidosauria; Squamata; Lacertidae. The record is from RefSeq and is a predicted model, not a curated record. Gene Ontology annotation, biological process: anatomical structure morphogenesis; regulation of transcription by RNA polymerase II; cell differentiation.